Messenger RNA from Octopus bimaculoides (California two-spot octopus), 2777 nucleotides. RefSeq names its product intermediate filament protein ifa-1-like. The record is from RefSeq and is a predicted model, not a curated record. Gene Ontology annotation, molecular function: structural constituent of cytoskeleton. Gene Ontology annotation, biological process: heterochromatin formation; nuclear pore localization; protein localization to nuclear envelope. Lineage: Eukaryota; Metazoa; Mollusca; Cephalopoda; Octopoda; Octopodidae. Gene Ontology annotation, cellular component: nuclear lamina; nuclear envelope.
CAUGAAUAAAAGUUGACCUCCAAAGAAUUUAAACUUAGACCGUAAUGACGGAUGAAAUGCCGUGCUGAGGAUUCUUUUCUACACUAGACACAAGGCCCUAAAUUUUUGAGGAGGCGGCCAGUCGAUUAGAACGACUCCAGUACACAACUGGUACUUAAGUUAUUGACCCCGAAAGGAUGAAAGGUAAAGUCGACCUCGGCGGAAUUUGAACUCAGAACGUAAAGACAAACGAAAUACCGCUAAGCAUUUCGCCCGGCGUGCUGACGUUUCUGCCAGCUCGCCAUCGCCUAAUAGUGAUACAUAGGUAAAUAGAUACACACAUAUACAUGCUAAUACACACAAGCAUAUAUAGAAAUGAGAUACUUGAAAUAUGAGACAUGAAAUAUGAUAUCCCUGAAAAUCAAUACGUACAUACAUACAUGCAUCUCACUCUCUUACUCUACUUUCAUUUCCCCCAUCCUUCCGCUCCCUCAUUAUUUGCUCCUUCUCUCUUUCUCAGUCAAUCAUUCCCUCUAACAUUCACGUACUCUCAUUACUAAACUUCCGGACUUGAUCAUUUAGCAGUAUAAGAAAACCUCAGUAGGUCGUAAAUCAUUCUGCAGAAAGUUUUUCUUUGCGCAGUUCGUACUCCAAGCAGUGAAUUGUUUCUUAUUUCAUUCCCACAUUUUUUUCUUUAACACAAAAUCUUUGAAUAACAACAAAAAUGAAUCAAGAAAGAAUAAAAGCUGGUAAAGCAGCGGCACAAGUGAGACGAAGGAGAAGACCUGGCAGGGAAGGCAUUCGUAUACCGGCUCCUUUCUAUUCAGCUCCAGCGGUCUUUCCCACUGGAGCGGUAGCAGAGCAUGGUCAAAAACAGGUUGCUGACAUGAAAAAUAAGGGCGAAAAAGAAAAGAAAGAGAUGCAAUCUUUGAAUUCAAAACUUGCCGACCUCAUUGAAAAAAUACGUGUCGUAGAUGCUGAGAACAAACAUCUGAAAAGUCAAUUGGAAGUUAAGAUUGAUUUUAAUUGUGAUGAAAUGAAGAAAUUAUACGAAGAUCAACUGGAUGACUUGAAAGCGCGCCAGGUAGAAAGUGAUAAGAAACUUUCAGAAAUACAAUCCAAAAAUGAAUCGCUUGAAGAAUUAGUUGAAGAUUUGAGUGAACAAUUGUCCCAAGUGCAGAACGAGAGAGACAAACUACAAGUCGAUGUUGAUGGAUUACACGAUGAAGCUGCCAGCCUCAUUGCAGACACCGAAACAUGCAGAAGGAGAGCAGGUGAACUGGAGAAACAACUUGGUAACUGCAAGGAUAGAAGUGGCAUUCUUAACGACCAAAUGACUGAACUUAGAGCAAAAUUAGAAAACGAAACUAUUCAAAGAUUGGAGUCCGAUAAGCGUAACGAGGCACUGGAAGACGAACUUGAUUUCAAUAUCGAUCUCCAUAAAGCUGUAAUGUUGCUUUUAUUUGUUACCCUUUCUUGUUAUUCCCUUGCAGGAUAAUUGCCAUGAAGUUUUUAAUUAUUUCCUAAUUAUAAAUCCUACACUGCGAUUUUAGGCUUUCUUGAAUCAGAUUCCUUCACUUUCGCCAUCAUAAUUAAAGAAUCACUACUUCUCAAGUGAUCAGUUAAAUUUAUCUAUCAACUACAGUGUCAGUGGAUCGAACCGUGAUACAGAAUCUUCAGUUACUUAUGGAUUGAUCACUUAUCUGUUACUAGGAUACUUAUUUCUCAAUUAAACCAUUACUCAUAUCUGAAUAGCAGAAAAUUCUCAGAAAAAACUCUCCUGAGGUAAGUGUUUCGGCCACUAACAUCUUAUACAUCAAGCUGGAUAGACCACAGCCAGGUCAUGGGUGCUAUUCAGCAGACACUUUUUUGCCACUUGGCUAUCGGAGAGAGACUUUUGCAGCUAAACCUUUUGAAGAAUUUAUCUAGUUGUAACGCUUCCCCGUUGGUUCAGCUUCCAAACUUAUACUUAAAUAAGAAAUAAUGUUGGUUAUCAUUGCAGUGGUGAAACGUCAACGCUAUGACAAUCACUCCCUUAGAUUUAUUUCUCUUAGCGUAAAAUGCAAAAAUAUCACCUUCGAACGGCAUGAAUGCUGCUUUUGUUCCUUCUCGACCAGAUUCAGCCGGGACACGUCUCCGUUGAUACAGAUAUUGUCUUUAGGGCUUUGAUCUUGUUCUUUUCAGGGAACAUGAUAUAUAACAAUAUGUAGACACCAUUAACUGCUCUAAGAAGCAGUAAUAUUCAUUUCAUUGAAUUACUGUGCUGAUUUUAAUUUCCUUGCAACAAUGUUCGGAAUUUAGUAGGAGAAUGUACUUUGACACGACGAUGAAAGUGUUUAAUGUUAACAGCAUUCUAAAUAUAUACCAGUAUGUUGUGGAAGGAAUCCGACUGCCCCUCAAGUAACUAAUAAUUGGACUGACUCAUUGCCAUAAAACAAAGAACUGUGAACGAUUGACUGUUCAGGUUGGUAAGUAGUUUACUGUGAGCCGUUGAUAUAGACCACUGAAUCUCGUGUAAUAUUAAUAGUAGUGUAUCGUCCCUUGCCAGGUGAUAUUUGUUUCGAUAAAACAAUAUUUUAUCGAAAAUUUUCAGUGAAAGGAGUUCUAUGUUCAAUACCCGCUGGCAAUGUUUAAAUUGAGUCACUGUGUUGUUUUAAUUACUAUUUGUAGGAGAUCAAAGAAUAUGAGGCACUGAUAGCAAAACUAAAGAAGCAGUGCAAUCUUCAACAAGUAAAGGAAUCCGACGUUGGAAAUACAGUUGCUGCUUUAGGUGUCGAAUACGAAAACAAGUUGCAAAC